Capsella rubella is the source of this 945-nucleotide messenger RNA. RefSeq names its product tRNA-splicing endonuclease subunit Sen2-2. Bases 114 to 869 code for a protein of 251 amino acids. NCBI's taxonomy places the organism in Eukaryota, Viridiplantae, Streptophyta, Magnoliopsida, Brassicales, Brassicaceae. The transcript is spliced from 2 exons. Gene Ontology annotation, molecular function: nucleic acid binding; tRNA-intron lyase activity. The record is from RefSeq and is a predicted model, not a curated record. Gene Ontology annotation, cellular component: tRNA-intron endonuclease complex. Gene Ontology annotation, biological process: tRNA splicing, via endonucleolytic cleavage and ligation; tRNA-type intron splice site recognition and cleavage.
UCUGGUUUUUAUUUGUAGAUCGUCCCUAGGAACGGCGGAAAGGAAGUACUGGUUCAACCAGAUACGAGUGUGUUUACGAAUAUUGUUGUAUCGUAUAAUCUAGUUCAGUUCCAAUGGCGCCGAGAUGGAAAUGGAAAGGUGCUGAAGCAAAAGCUCUUGCAGAACCUAUUUCAAAAUCAGUUACAGAGCUCCAGCUUUCUCUAUCCAAAACAGAGUCCUCUGGUACCCUCUCGAGUAGCAAUGUGCUUCUAGCUGUUGAGCCGGAACAAGCUGAGCUUCUCGACCGUUGUUGUUUUGGCAGACUCGUUUUAUCUGCUGAGAAAGCGAAGAAAUGGAUUCAGUUAUCUUUUGAAGAAGCUUUCUUUUUGUUCUACAGUCUCAAAUGCAUCAAAAUCUCUCUUAAAGGUCGUUACUUGGAGGAUGAAGUUGACACAUGGACGUAUAUGAAAUCAAAAAGACCAAACUUCCCAAUCUUUUACAAAGCUUAUUCACAUCUACGAUCCAAGAACUGGGUUUUGAGAUCAGGGCUGCAGUACGGUGUGGAUUUCGUGGCAUACCGUCACCAUCCAUCUCUUGUCCACUCUGAGUACUCGGUUUUGGUUCAGUCUGGUGACAGUGAUCGAUUAAUAGUGUGGUCGGAUAUCCAUUGCGCUGUUCGGUUAAGCGGAAGUGUUGCGAAAACGUUGUUGACUCUCUAUGUCAAUGGUUACUUCAAAGGAGAGGACUUGAAUCUACCUGUGUGUUUGGAGAACUUCACAGUGGAGGAACAGACAAUAAGUAGGUGGAGUCCACAACUUAGUCGUGAAGAUGAAACCACAAAUUCAAAACCAAAUGUCACCCCUCUGUUGAGUAAUUUGAAAAACCUUUGACGAACCAACCAUUCCCGCGUAACUCAGUUGUACUGGCUUGAAUUUUACGUAUCAAUUGAAAUUUUAUUUUCUUCUU